Messenger RNA from Fopius arisanus, 1181 nucleotides. Its product is annotated as leucine-rich repeat-containing protein 59. NCBI's taxonomy places the organism in Eukaryota, Metazoa, Arthropoda, Insecta, Hymenoptera, Braconidae. The transcript has 5 exons. Bases 112 to 1092 code for a protein of 326 amino acids. Gene Ontology annotation, molecular function: protein binding. The record is from RefSeq and is a predicted model, not a curated record.
GCAUCAAGGUUAUCGCUUUACCGGUUAGACGUUUAAUGAAUGCUCAGGAGUUUGGAGCAAUUCAUUGACAACUAGUAAUUAUUUUUCAUUUAUCUUUUACUUCACGUGAAAAUGGCAAUUAAGAUCAAAGUUAAAGAUAAACUGGAAGACGAGACACUGGAUCUGAGCGGAUGUGAGCUUAAAGAUGUACCUGUUAAAGAGAUUUCAACCAUUAAAAAGGCCUCACACUUGGAUUUGUCGUAUAAUCUGUUGGUAUCCAUUCCUCAAACUAUUGUUACUUUAAGCCACAUUGUUACACUGGAUCUCAGUAAAAAUAUGUUGACUGAAAUACCUAAGAAUAUUGGAGAGAUGAAACAAUUGAAGCAUUUGGACUUGUACAGCAACCAGAUCAGUAGAUUACCCUUGAGCAUGGGGGAUUUAAAGAAUCUUAAAUGGCUGGAUUUAAAAGACAAUCCAUUGACAGCUGCUGUUGCGGUUGUAGCCGGCCCAUGCAACAAUACCAUCCAAUGCCAACAGUGUGCUCGUAGUAUCGUUUCAUACCUGAAGUAUAUUCGACUAGAAGUCGAUGAAGAGAAAAAAAGAAGAAAUGACGCAUUGACAGCUGCCACUGCACCUGUUGCAACGAGUAAAAACGAGAGCAAGAAGAAGAAGAAGACGAAUAAUUCCAAGGAUGAGAAACAGAAUCAGAAGAAGGCUGAUAUGAAGCUUCCAGCAAGUCACCAAAUUGUUACGCCUCACAGAACUCAGUCCAAUGGUCAGAGCAAGAGCAAAUCGAAUGAAUCAUCAUCAAGAGGUGUUUACAAGAGCCUCUGCGGGAUAGUCUUUCCGAUCGUCAAAUUUAUUAUUUUCUCGGGACUUUUAGCAGUCUUCGCGAUAAUUCUCCUCCCAAGGUUUAAUCAACCUCUCUCCGAUCAAUUUACCACGUAUCUCCAGGUUCAAACAAAACUGCCAGUAAAAGAGUAUCAGGAAAUAGGAAUUAAAACGUUCGAUGCAUCUUCAGAGAUCCUAGUGAGACUCUUAAACCGGACAAAAACAUUAGCAUCAGAAAUAUUCGCUAAAAUGAUCGAAGGGAGCAAUUGUUGCAGUAAAUAAUAAAAAAAACUGAAACAAACUGAAGCUCUCCCGCGAAUGAAAAUUGCCUUGUAAUUGUCAGCUCAAUAAAAUUAAAUGCAAUAAUAUAA